AUGCCGCGACGUCCACCAGCUGUGGAUGACUAUGCAUCCGCCGUGCCGCAUGUCAUCCUCGCUUCCUCAGAUGCCGAGUUCCUCGACCAGUUGAUCCCCGUUCUUAAAGAUGCUACCCACUCGAACCGAACCCCUCUUUUGACUCAAUGUCUAAGUCGAUACUACGAAGACCGAGAAGCCGAGAUCGAGCGUAUUGGCCUGACCAGGCACGAAGAGUUCCUCGAUUCCAUCAACCACUUACAGACCGUCCGGGCAGAAACAGUGACUUUGACGCAAGAGAUUCUGAGUCUGAAUGAGUCGAUUGCUGGAAGUACAAAAAAGCUAGCAACACAAAAGGAAGCACUGGUAAACACCUCUUCCGUACGACAAAACAUCGCCGAUGCCACCGGCGCCCUCAAGGAUUCCCUCACCAUCCUUCACGCCGUCAACAACGCACACGAACUUGUCCGUCGCAAGAACUAUUACGCCGCCCUAAAAUCCCUCGACGAUCUUCAAAAUGAGCAUCUCGUACCCAUCAUCCAGAAUCGCUAUUCUACGCAACAUCGGCUGGCCGAUGUCAUCCAAAAGUCUAUACCCGCGUCUCAGAAGGCGAUUUCGGAAGCUGUCAUGACGGAUUUGAACACAUGGCUGUUCCGUAUUCGAGAAACGUCGCAGUUCCUAGGCGAGGUAGCAUUUUACCACACCGAAAUGAGAAGGACGCGACAGAAGAAGAGGGUGGAAGAUGAUCCGUUUUUGGCUAACUUCAAGCUCAACUCAGCCAUUGAGCUUGUCAGCGAUGAGAAUGAAGAUUUCGAUGUGUUGAACAACGAAGAACUACAGGUGGAUUUUACACCCUUGCUCGAAGCACUUCAUAUUCAUGAAGCUCUUGGUCAAUUAGAAAAGUUCCGCUCAGAAUAUGGUGCGACUCGACGUCAACAGAAAGAUUUGUUACUACCGAGCUAUAUUGAGCUUCUGGCGGAAGAUGAACAUUCGUUGAGUAGUUUGCUAGAAGGAAUAGCAGGGUUUGCCAUCAUCGAGAGGGCGACCAUGCAAAGAAUUCCACAUUUGCGCUCAUCGAACGAUGUGGAAGAACUGUGGGAGUCUAUGUGCACGGCUGUGAUAAAUCUCACCUCGAAGUCGCUGAGUGACGUCGAAGAUGCGGAGGCCCUGAUCAAGAUCAAAACAAUUAUAGCUCUUUUCAUUCAGACAAUGGAGGGCUGGGGAUAUGCUGUUACAAUGCUGGACAACUUCCUCCUCAAGUUGUUCGAUAAGUAUGCUGAGCUAUUGAAGAAACGUUUCAGCGUAGACUUCCAAGAGAUAGUGUCAACGGAUGACUAUAUGCCAAUGGCCAUCAAUACCCCAGCGGAAUACGAAAAGGUCGUCAACGUCAGCUGGUUCGCACAAGAAAAGCCAAUGGAAGAACUUACGUAUCCAUGUGUACUUCCCUUCUCACAAAUGUACCCCAUGUGCUGUAUAGAUAUCCGCAACUUCUUGAACCAGUUCUACUUCUUCUCCGACGAUCACUUCCAACAUCCCAAUGUCAUCGAUGAAACGCUCAAAAAGUCUCUGGACGAACUUCUUACAGAAAAGGUCUGCAAGUCGUUGGUAGAGCGAUUGAGUUCCCAAUAUCUGGGUCAAAUCGUACAAAUUCUCAUUAACUUGGAGCACUUCGAGAUUGCCUGCCAAGAGCUCGAGCAGCUGCUCAUCCGAGCGCGCUCAUCGACAUCUGCAGGCGGCCCGGUCAAACUUAAGGCUACGGAUUUCUUCCGCGACAACAAAAAGACCGCUGAGAAACGAAUAUUCGAGCUUGUCAAUUCGAAGAUUGAUGAUCUGAUUGACACGGCAGAAUACGAAUGGACUGCGUCAACAGUCGAAAAGGAGCCGAGCAACUACAUGCAGACUUUGACCCGGUACCUAUCCAACAUCAUGAACUCUACUCUUCUGGGUCUCCCUCGGGAGAUCAAGGAACUUAUUUACUUUGACGCCCUCAGCCACACAUCGGAGAAGAUUCUGGCCCUUCCCCUCUCCUCUGAUGUCAAGCACAUCAACCCUAAUGGCGUAGCAGCCCUUGCGCUAGACGUAGAUUAUCUUGUACAGUUUGUCAGCAGCCUUGAGAAUGGUCAAAUGCUCAGAGAGAACCUCGACGAGCUAGCGCAGACCAUUGCUCUGCUGCAAACUGACAACCAAGAUGAGUUCUUUGACAUUUCCACACGUAACAAGAAAUACGGGCGUGUAGACGCCCUCAAUGGACCGAUGUUGUUGGAGAAGUUGACACCCGUGGCAGCGAGUCCCGCUAGAAGCGCACCGCUAGCUAAUUUCUCAUCACGGUUCGGCAUAAACCGCUAA
Messenger RNA from Fusarium sp. VM40, 2325 nucleotides. The record is from the annotation of a GenBank genome assembly. NCBI's taxonomy places the organism in Eukaryota, Fungi, Ascomycota, Sordariomycetes, Hypocreales, Nectriaceae.